AUGCAUAUCCUCCUCAUAGCAACCAUCGCCGUCAUUGUCCUCGGUGCACCGCUCCAGGCAGCAGGAGGCAAGCCAAGCCCGGCAGGAGGCAAGCCAAGCCCGGCAGGAGGCAAGCCAGGUCAGGCAGCGACGCUUCUGUGGUCGGCGCCGGUGUUCUCGGGCGGCGGCUACGCUUCCGAGUCGCUCAACUAUCUGCUUGGCCUGGCGCCGUAUGCUGCGGCUCGGGAUGUGGCGGUGGCGGUCGAGCAGCACGGCGACAUGUACGAUCGGAGCUAUGUCGCCGGUCUGCCGUCGCCACAGGCUGCUGCGCUUCAGGGCUGGGCCAGGACGGGCGCUGGCCUGCGAGGCGGACGCAACUCUGCGCCGAUCAUCAAUGUCUGCCAUUCCGAGCCUGGCGCAUGGUCGGUGACGGCCCGCGGUGCUCUGUUCUCCACCUCGCGCUGCCCGCGCCACGGCGCGGCCUACACCAUCGGGCGGACUAUGUUCGAGACCGACUCGCUGCCCGACGGCUGGGCUGAACGGUGCAACGCCAUGAAUGAGGUCUGGGUCCCCACCGCGUUUCACGCUCGCAUCUUUGCCGACGCCGGCGUCGACAGCGCCAAGAUCCACGUCGUGCCCGAGUCGGUAGACACCGCUACGUUUGAUCCCGACGCCACUGACCUCGUCCCGCUUGCCCUCGACGGCCCGCCGGACGCCUUUAACUUUGUCUCGGUCUUCAAGUGGGAGGAUCGCAAAGGCUGGCGGCUGCUGCUCGACGCCUACUUUGCUGCAUUUGCCUCGGCGCCGCAAGGCUCGGUCGCGCUUUACAUUGUCACUCGCGCCUUCCACUCGUCGUCUGACUUUGACACCGCCAUCGCCGCACACGCCGCUGACCGCGGGCUCGACAUGGCCACCCUCCCGCCUGUCUUUGUGCUCUCGGGCAUUCCGCAGACUCACAUGCCCGCCAUGUAUGCAGCCAUGGAUGCGUUUGUCUUGCCGUCGCGCGGCGAGGGCUGGGGCCGCCCGCACACUGAGGCCAUGGCCAUGCGCCUUCCGGUCAUCGCCACCGCCUGGUCCGGGCCGACCGAGUUCAUGACAAACGCUCUUGUCGACCUCCUGCGCACCGUCCAUACCUCGCUGGCCGAGAACGCCGCACGCGGCGCACGCGCCCGCGCUGACAUGGUCGCCAACUUCUCCAAUGACGCCAUCGGCAAGCUCCUCGCCGACCACCUCGACCGCAUCCUUAGCAACCUUGCCGAACGCGCCGUGAGUCCCGAGAGCGGCCACGACGAGCUGUAG
This is a messenger RNA of Thecamonas trahens ATCC 50062, 1278 nucleotides long. RefSeq names its product glycosyltransferase family 4 protein. The coding region runs from base 1 to 1278 and encodes 425 amino acids. The transcript has 2 exons. NCBI's taxonomy places the organism in Eukaryota, Apusomonadida, Apusomonadidae. The record is from RefSeq and is a predicted model, not a curated record.